Ctenocephalides felis (cat flea) is the source of this 1108-nucleotide messenger RNA. Its product is annotated as zinc finger BED domain-containing protein 1-like. The record is from RefSeq and is a predicted model, not a curated record. The transcript is spliced from 2 exons. The annotation marks the transcript as partial. Lineage: Eukaryota; Metazoa; Arthropoda; Insecta; Siphonaptera; Pulicidae.
AUGCGUCGCGAGGCUGUAUUAUUGGAUAAUAUGUUGGCGUUAAAAACUUCAGAAGCUGGUACAUCAGAUUCAAAUCCAAUUAAUACAAUGAAAAAUAAUUCUAAUGUUAUCAGUAAUUAUUUGCAAAAUACUAAUCCUUUAUCCAUGCGCCAAAUUGCUGAAAUAGAUGCACAAUUGAUCAAGAUGAUUGCAAAAGAAUAUCAUUCAAUGCAAAUCAUUGAAGGGACUGAAUUUAGAAUGCUAUUGAAGUUGUUAAAUCCAAGAUAUAAUGUACCGAAUCGAGAAACAUUGGCUAAAACUUUAUUGCCACAGAUGUAUGAAAAAGAAUUAAAUAUAGUGUGUGAAAAAAUAGCAAAAACGACUUCAAUAUGCUUCACAACUGAUGCGUGGACAUCAAUAACUAAUGAUAGUUAUAUGGCAAUAACGGCUCAUUAUAUGGGUGAAAAUGGUAAUUUAUGUGUUAAUUUAUUAUGCUGCGUGCAAUAUAAUGAAAGACACACCAGUAUAAAUGUAAGCAGUUUCUUAAGAAAUGAAUUAAAUAAAUGGAAUUUAUCGGACAAAAUUGAGGCCGUGGUAAGCGAUAACGCGCCAAAUAUAGUUGGGGCAAUAAAUAUUGGAGGAUGGCCCCAAAUAGGUUGCUUUGCGCAUGCAUUAAAUCGUGUCGUUUUAUCAGGAAUUACUGAAAUACAAGUAAUUAUUACAAAAAUAAAACAAGUGGUAGAAUAUUUUAAAAGAAGUUCACAAGCGCAAAUAAAAUUGUUAGAAAUGCAAAAACAACUGAAUUUGCCAGCGUUGAAACUGAAACAACAUGUGAUAACAAGGUGGAAUUCAACGUACGAUAUGUUGAAUCGUAUUCACGCAAUUAAAGAAGCUGUAAUCGCAACAAUAGCGCUUAUUAGAAACUUUCAUAAAGAUAGAGAAACAAUACCGAUUAUUAAAAAAAUGGUAAAAAAUUUAAAUGAUGCCAUGCGUAAAAGGUUUUACGACAAAUGUAACGUGGAAUCAAAUAAAUUAUAUGCUGAAGCUACAAUACUAGAUCCCAGAUUCAAGAAAAACGGAUUUAGUGAUAUAACAAAAUAUGAGAAAUCAGUUGCAAAUUUAACUAGCU